AUGAACUAUGGAGGAUCCCUUCCAUACAGCGCCAGAAGAAAUAAGGGCAGACCACCCCAAUACCGGCGAAUCUCGUCGCCACCACCAGAGCGUGAGGACAGAGAGAAAGUUCAAUGCAGAGUAUACCAGAAGUUCUACGCCCACCUAGCCUCCCUCUUCUUCCACUGCAAAAAAUUCCAUUAUAGACAGGGAAUGUCAACAAGAGCGAAUUCCACCAAUGCAAGAUACAAACCAAGGAAAACAAGAGACCUUCCGGCAUUAGUCUGUCCCACGUGCGGUCACCAAUGUAUGGGUAAGCCAGGCCUAACUCUACACCGAAUGUCACGACACGGGUAUCAACCUACUCGCGCACACCAGCCAACGCGACGAAUGCGAAGAAACAGCUCUGCACCUCUUGAGUUGCCCCACUCUUCUUUAACUGCGAGUCCAAUUUGCGAUCGUUGA
Molecule: messenger RNA, 444 nt
Organism: Trypanosoma theileri
Lineage: Eukaryota; Euglenozoa; Kinetoplastea; Trypanosomatida; Trypanosomatidae
Exons: 1
Coding region: 1-444 (147 amino acids)
Source: RefSeq, a predicted model, not a curated record